Molecule: messenger RNA, 410 nt
Organism: Aspergillus steynii IBT 23096
Lineage: Eukaryota; Fungi; Ascomycota; Eurotiomycetes; Eurotiales; Aspergillaceae
Exons: 2
Coding region: 127-285 (52 amino acids)
Source: RefSeq, a predicted model, not a curated record
CCUACCUACUUUUCCAUCCGCAACGCUAGCAACCUAUCUAUUUUCUUUCCCGCGAAGAAGACUCAACCAUCCAACCAAAUCCCCCAGCGAGAUCCCCAUCGAAAGAAGCAUUCAUUAAAAUCCAAAAUGGGCUCCUCCUCGUUCUCCUCCCCCGUCAACUUCACCCUCCCGUCGUCCGCCUCCGGCUCGUCCAUCAAGAAGCCGAUCAAGAGCGUUCAGAAGCCGUGCUUCGGGUGCGAUUGCGGUGAUGAGGAGUGCGAUUGUUGUAUUUGUACGGUGAUGUGAGGGAUAGAUGGGUUGGGGUAGAUGGGAUGGGAUGGGAUGCUGAGGGUGAGAUUCCUAUUCCUACUCCUAUUCGUAUUCGUUGGCGGGUAUACCUGUCCUUGAUUGAUGGGCACAGUUACGAUCUG